AAGACAGCGACACUCUGCACAGUGCAUCUGAAUAGACUGCAGCGGAAACACGUUCUGGCUCUGCUUCCAAAGCUUAACAAUCAAAAUACAUGAGGUAGAACUGUCCUUGGGAGAAGAUGAAAAGCUCCUUGAGUUGGCGAUGGAGCGCAGCACAGUUCACAGUAUUGAGAGGUGCAGUUGCAAGUUUAGGAUUCGAAAUCAUUGAGAAAAUGUAUCAAUAAAAUUUAAUCAUGGUGGAUUGAAAUAUGGAUCAAACAAAUCUGCCACAGAAAUGGAGGACAGUUUUUCUCUCAGCAUUUUGAGAAUUUACUGGGCCUGGGUGAUGGGACCAAAAAUUAAGAUAAAAAUAUCAAUAAUUAUCAUGAUAAAUGUCACAUUAUAUCAGAUCUUUUCUAUUGCUUUAGAUGAAAUUAUAUUGUAAAAAUUAUUGAUAUUGUUUUAUCGCCCAGUCCUAGUAUUAACUUAAUUUAUGAUGUAAAUUGCCGAUAGACAUUUUGUCCAUGUAUUUUCUUUAUGUGCAGGAGAUGAGUGACAGUAAUGUUACUUUAGUUUUCCCAGUAAUACAUUACAAAUGAAUAUUACUGACUUUAACGAGUUCCUCAUGUAUAACCUCAGUAGCUCAUAGACCUAAUCUUCUGUUUAACAUGAAACAUUUUAGAUUGUCUGAAUUUUGGUCAUAUUGAUGUCAUGUUGUAUUGUGUUGAUUUCUUAUCUGCUCCGACGUACAGUACGUCUUCCUCACCAACAAUAUUCUCUUGCUCCUCUUUUUUUAAAAGAGCAAAUUCACACUAAAUCACAUCAGGCAGAAAACAAUUGCUGCAUAGCUCUUUAUUAUAGGCUGAAACAAAGCCUCUCCCCAUGGGAAUGAGACACCACUUGGAAAUUGGCCACCAGAGACAUUUUAAGCUCUGUAAGUGCAAAGUAAAUGGUGGCCAGAUGGUCAAUUCCACUAAAUCACAAACCUUUGCAUCUUCAGGGAGUUAUCUUUCUCUACUUGCUCAUUUGAUGCAAAAAAACUUGUUCCACUUGGUCUUACCCUAAGUCAUCACGACAUUCCUGCUUGUACAUACCUUUCUGACGCAGCCAAUCAGCAUUCAUUACCAAAACCACUAUGGCAGCUGAACAAAUGUUGAGGUUAUUAAAAGCUCUUAUAAUAAUUUGGACAUGUCUCCUUCAGGAAUGGAAGAAAUAAGAUUCAGGUUUGUGGAGUUGCAUAGAGGACUGUAAAAUAUAAAACAGAUUUUCUAUCAUUUUAAAAACAUUUCUUUAAUCGGAUUAAAAGCAAAUCUUUUUCCCCGCUGUGCACACUCUUUUCGAGUCAUAAUGUGAACUGGGGUCUAAAGUCUAAACUAGAGAUGUUCCGAUACCAUUUUUCCCUUCCCAAUACCGAUUUAUGUAUUGGCUGAUACUGAGUACUGAUCCGAUACCAAUGCAUUUGAAAAAAUAACAAAGUUUCAAGUGUAUUUUAACAGCUGUAUGCUACUAACCCUGUAGGUGAGGAUUGGUAUCAUAACCUGGCUCAGUUUAAACCCUUUGAAAAACAAAUACAUACAGAGAAUAAUGCUGUCAAACUCUACCAUCUAGUUUGACAGUCAUAACUGAAAAAGAUCACAAAUCCCUCUUUCUUCAUCUUAGUGAACUCCUCGGGCUCUUUGACCUGAUUUCAGGGGAAAAACCUAAAAUACUUUAAAAACCUGGUAUUGAAUCGGUACAUAGAUUUGCAUACUCGCUGAUGCCUUACCUGGCAUUUUUGGCAUUAUCCGAGGCAAUGCUGGUGCCUGUAUUGUCAGAACAUCUCCAGUCUAAGCCUAAGGAUAUUCGAUUUAAAAUGUUUUCACAGCUGAUAGAUGUAGUUUGUCGCAACACUUUUCUGCCUCAUGUGAUUCAGCUCAUUUACUCUUUAAAUGUGCACAUACAUACUUUGUGUAUGUGGUUGUGUUCUACUGACCUGUAGUGUUGCUUCCACAGAUGUCAAACUGCUGUGUAUAGUGAAUUGUUGUGAUGUGACUUUUAGUUCCAUAGCAUGGCGAUAACAUGGAGCGGAGGUGUGGUGUGUGUCUGGUUUUAGACCCAGGCCCGUUCCAGCCUGGCCCAGUCCAGACCCCUGACCCUCUAACAGUGAUGUAUCUCCUUUCCUCCCUCCUUUUCAUCCUACCCUUCAUCUCUCUCUCCCUGUCCCUUCUGCUCAUGCACUACUUUAUCAUCCUCUUUUUACCCGCCUGCUCUUCCUCACUCCCCUUUAUUACCCCCUCUUCCUCUACACCCUGUGUUUGCUCCCCUCUGUCCUGCUUCUGUUCCUGCUGCUGGUGCUAUAGAUAGUGUUGUCAUCUCUGCGCUACGGCAUUAUCUCGGGCUCCUGGGUGGAGCGGGUUCACCUGUGGCGCUUCAAGGGCGUCAUUCAGUGCCUGCCCAUUAUCGCCACAACCUUCUGCUGUCACCCAUGGUGCUGUCCUCGUUCAAACACGGGGUGCUCAGCGGCUGGUGGCUAAGUCAGGUCUAUACGGUGCGCUGGGAGGGUGUGUUUCGCUGUCUCCCAAUCUGUGGGAUGGCCUUCGCCUGUCAGUCGCAGGUGCUGCCGACCUACGACAGCCUGGACGAGCCGUCCGUCAAACGCAUGAGCACCAUCUUCACCUCCGCCCUCAAUGUAGUCACCAUCUUCUACAUCACCGUGGGGUUCUUUGGCUACGUCAGCUUCACAGAAAACAUUGCGGGCAACGUGCUGAUGAAUUUCCCCUCCAACCUGGUGACAGAAAUGAUCCGCGUGGGCUUCAUGAUGUCUGUGGCCGUCGGAUUCCCGAUGAUGAUCUUGCCGUGUCGCCAGGCCAUCAACACCAUGCUUUUUGAACAGCAGCAGAAGGAUGGGACAUUUGCUGCCGGGGGAUACAUGCCUCCUCUGCGCUUCAAGAUGAUCACCCUCUGCAUCGUGUUUGGUACCAUGCUGGGAGGCAUUCUGAUUCCAAACGUGGAAACCAUUCUGGGUUUGACUGGAGCCACCAUGGGCAGUCUCAUCUGCUUCAUAUGCCCUGCUCUCAUCUACAGGAAAAUCCAGAAGAAAAGCUUCAUCUCUCAGUUGGUGCUUUGCGUGGGCCUGGGCAUCCUGCUGAUCAGCACCUUUACCACUCUCUCCAUUUCGGCAAGCAGCCCUGGCACCAAGGUCCAAGCCCCUUCUCCGCGAGCGCCUGACAAGAACAAUCAGCUGCUUCCGGAGCCCCGUGAACAACAUGACAAUCCUCCUAACAAGAAGCCAGUGGAAAUAGAAAAGCCUGACCUCCCAGUGGUCCAACCUGUGGAGAGGGACCCGGCCGAGCCCCCUCAGAUUAAAGGACCAGUGGAAAUACCUGAGGGGAAGAAAGGGGAGGAGGUGCAGUUGAACCGACCUGAUGCUGGUGUUGCGGUGGCAGAGGGAGAGGCCCAUCGCCACGAACCACCCAUCCCUCAUGAUGAGGUCAAGGUAGACACAAGAAAAGAGGUCAAGACGGAUGGAGGAGGAGUAGAUGAAGCACCCAAAAGAGAUGGAGGAGAGGACAAGGUAAAGAACCCAAAGCCUGCGGAGGCUGUUGUGAGGAAAGAGGAGGUGGAUUUGGGUGGAGGUGAAGUCUUGUCCAAUGAGCUGCUGGAGAACCCGGUGGAAGACGGAGGAAAAAAGCAGAACGUUCCCCUGCCAAAAGAAGGGGAGAAGUUGGAUGCGGCGAAAGAUCUUCUGGCAGCGAAUGCAGUCGGUGCGGCCAAUCAGGCUGCGGUUGUAAAAGUGGGCAAAGUUCCAGAUGCUGCAGGGAAAUCUCCGCUUCUUGAGGGAGAACUUCAUCCUGCUGCAGAUGACGCUCCCGCUGCAGAAAGUAAAGACACGGCGGACGAAAAGAUGGGGGUGAUAAAACAGUUGGUUGCAGAGGGCCAGCUCGACCAUGCGGUGCUGCUGCAGGUGAUCCAGGUGCAACAAGAGCAACAGAAGAGACUUCUAGAUCAGCACGAAAAACUACUGGCUGUCAUAGAAGAGCAACACAAGGAAAUCAACCAGAAACAGCCUGCUGGUGCUGCUGAGGGCGAGGCAGAGAAAGGCAUCCAGGAGCACCUGGAGGUGAUGGAAGGUGCAGCAGCAAAGCCCAAAGACUCUGGACUGGUCCCAGAGCUGAAACAGGCCAAGGAGGCAGCUGGAGUUCCACAGGGUGGAGUGGUCGGGCCUCACGAUGUGGCCCAGAAUCAAGCUCAGGCUGUGGGUAAAGUCGCUGUAGCCGAGAUACCUAAAGAAGUAGUCCCAGCUGCUUACAAGGAGGAUUCCCAUGUUGCACCUGGAGGAGAACCCCCAAAACAGAUGGAGCUGGGAGCGAGGGGAGUGCCACUGGGGAAGACGAGAUCCGAUGACAAUCAACCUGUGAUUCAAAACGAUCCCGCAGCUCAAGUUAUAGAUGAAGAGAAACGCCUCGAUAAUGAAAACCAGAAAAAUAUUAAACAGAUGGAGAAAGAGGUUGAGGCAAGACAGGAAAACAAAGAGAUGGAUAUAAAGGAAAAGAUGGCCAGAGAGCAAGAGAAGGAAAGAUUAGAGAGAGAACAGAUAGAGAAAGAAGUGCGGGCAAGGGUGGAAAAAGAAAAGCUGGUCAAAGAGAAGGAAAGAUUAGACAAAGAAAGGAUAGAGAAAGAAGUGCAGGCAAGGGUGGAAAAAGAGAGACUGGAAAGGGAGGAAAAAGAAAAGCUGGUCAAAGAGAAGGAAAGAGCAGAGAGUGAAAGGAUAGAGAAAGAAGUGCAGAUGAGGUUAGAAGAAGAACGGGAGAGGAGAGAGAAGCUAGCCAGAGAACAGGAGCUGGAAAAAGAGAGAGCAGAAAGAGAGAGACAGCAAAAAGCUGCCGAGGAGAAAAUCCAGCAGGAGAUACAGAAAGCAGACAAUGAAGUACUUGAGAGAGUGAGGAAAGAAAACGAGGCAGAGCAGGCUCGGGAGAGGCUGGCCCAGCUGAAGCAAGCCAUAGAAGGCCAAGAAGCUGAAAAGGCUGCUGCACAGGGACCUGAGAGAGAAGACGGCGAAGCUUUGAUGAAAGGAGGACGAGACCUCAAAGAGAAAGUUGCUGCUCAGGCAAACCCCAGAGAAGUUGCGAAAGACAGAGCUGUCAAAGCCAAGGCUCACCCCCAGGGCUCCCACGAGAAAGUGAGGGACCAGGGAGAGAUGGAUCUGAGGCGGAGGCGCAGGGAGGUGGGACCUAAAGAGGCUGGAGGGCCCCCGGAGGACACUGGGGAGUCCAGGGGGAUGCCUGGCCUGGAGCCCCUGCUGGAGCUGGGGGGCUCGAACCUGCACGCUGCCCUGGAGGAGCAGCUGCUGGCCGGGGCCAUGGUGCACUCGCGGCAGAUUAAACAGGCCUCAGAGGACGAGGGAGCGAAAUAACAUCAGAAGCACAGAUUCUCAUUUAGUGGUCAGACAGUGAGUUCACAUGUUGUUAUACCUGCAGGACCUCCUCACACUGUGGACCAUGACAACCGAUGCCUUAUGUUCUCUCUGUCUCUUCGUGGACAAAGAGUUCUUUAUGAAGUCUUUAUAAAGAGAAGUGUAUGUACAUAUUAACUUAUUUUUGGCGUGUGGCAGGGAUUUGUGGGGGAUUCUUUGUUGAAAAAUGUAUAUAAAUCUAUGCAAAUACCGUUAUAUGGAGAGUUUUUGACAAGGCAAAUAUAUUGUUUUAUUGCAAAUCAUUUAAAAUUUGUAUUGUCCACCGUUUUCUCUACAAUGUGUGUUUGUGAUGACUUUUUUUCUAAAGGUCCUGGUCAUUUUGUGUGUUACUGAGAUGUAAAUACUGUAAAUCUCGUAUGUCUCCGUGUCUUUGAACCUUCAUAUUGGAUGUAAUGUGGAUUCACGUCCUUGUUUCACACUUUCAAAUGAGACUCAACCCAAUACUGGAGCUGAACAGAGGAGCCUUACUCUUUGAUAAACUUUCCUAUGAAGCAGCUUGAUUCAGACGACCUGGAUCACUAGUUCCCAUAUUCCCCUGUCUUUCUUUUUUUCUUUUAUUUAUUAGUGCCUUUCAAUCCACAUGCUGCAGUAGUGAUGUGUGUCUUCAUAUUUGUGGUCUUCUUUUCCAUGACCCCUCUUACUGUAAAUGGUACAGUAAUUUUAAUAUAAAACUAUUUGGUUCAGGACGGUGAAAGGAAAUGUGGACUGUUUUUGUGUUUCUUGUAAUCCAAUUCUGAAGACUCCAUCUCUCUGAGCUUCAACACUUAUCAUCACCUUUGCUUUGUACAAGAGGCUAUUUUGUUAUCUGAAUAUUUUUCUAUGUGUAUUGUAUUUCUAUACAUUUUGGUGAUACGAAUGAAUAAAGGAUUAAAUACAA
This is a messenger RNA of Hippoglossus stenolepis (Pacific halibut), 6305 nucleotides long. It is a transcript of the gene slc38a10, whose product is annotated as solute carrier family 38 member 10. NCBI's taxonomy places the organism in Eukaryota, Metazoa, Chordata, Actinopteri, Pleuronectiformes, Pleuronectidae. The transcript is spliced from 13 exons. The record is from RefSeq and is a predicted model, not a curated record. Gene Ontology annotation, molecular function: amino acid transmembrane transporter activity. Gene Ontology annotation, biological process: amino acid transmembrane transport. The coding region runs from base 2441 to 5368 and encodes 975 amino acids.